AUGAAUGCUGAGAUAGAACCUCAUAUAUUAAAAAUGUUCGAGAUUAAGAAGAGGAUAGGGAAAGGAGCUUAUGGAAUAGUUUGGAAAGCAUUGAAUAAAAAAACAAAAGAAAUUAUUGCAUUGAAAAAAAUCUUCGAUGCAUUUCGCAAUCAAACUGAUGCACAGAGAACAUUCAGAGAGAUUGCAUUUCUUCAAAACUUCGGUAAUCAUCCAAAUAUUGUACGAUUAUAUAAUGUAAUACGUGCAAGUAGUGAUAAAGAUAUCUACCUAGUAUUUGAAUUUAUGGAAACAGAUUUACAUAAUGUAAUUAAAAAAGGCAAUAUAUUAAAUGAUGUACAUAAACAAUAUAUCAUGUAUCAAUUAUUGAAAGCAACAGCUUAUUUACAUUCAGGUGAAGUAAUACAUCGAGACCAAAAGCCAUCAAAUGUUCUACUGGAUUCUGAUUGUUUAGUAAAAUUAUGUGAUUUUGGUUUAGCACGUUCAUUAAAAGGUCGUAAUAUGAAAUAUGAUAAUGGUAAUGGUAAAAUCAAUUGUAAAACAUUACUACCUGCAUUAACUGAAUAUGUAGCAACACGUUGGUAUCGUGCACCUGAAAUUUUAUUAGCAUGUCAUGAUUAUACAAAAGGUGUUGAUAUAUGGAGUUUAGGUUGUAUAUUAGGUGAAAUGUUAAUUGGUACACCAUUAUUUCCUGGUACAUCAACAUUAGAUCAAAUAGAACGUAUUAUGGGUGGUUUACCUAAACCUAGUCCAGAAGAUUUAGCCAGUGUAAAAAGUCCAUACAGUUCAUCGAUUUUACAAAAAGCACAUAUCAGAAAUCGCCGUUCAUUAGAUCAAUUAUUAAUAAAUGUUGAUAAGACAGCAACUGAUCUUUUGUAUAAAAUGUUACAUUUCAAUCCACACAAACGUAUCACAGCAUUGGAAGCUUUAAAACAUCCAUAUGUUCGCAGAUUUUACUCCCCAAAUGAAAUAAUGAUCAUGAAUCAUCAUGUUACUCCACCGUUAGAUGACAAUAUUCAGUUAACUGUUUCUGAAUAUCGUGAUCGUUUAUAUCAAAAAAACUGUCAUCACUGGAAUUCCCAACCUAUUCCUUACUCAACAUAUUCACAUAAUAAAAAACAAUCUACGACUAAAGAUCAUCCAUCUUCAAAUCAUCAAACAACAAUAAUUAAGAGACAAGAUCUUCAACAUUAUCAUCAACACCAGGAGCAACAGCAGCAACAAUCAAAUCAAAAGAACACUCUUCAGGGUCAUUGCGACGAUAACAGCAACAACAACAACACCAAGUCUAAUAAAAAAAAUCAUGUAGUAUGUGUACAAGUGAAUCUAUUACAUAAAGAGCCACAAAAUCAUUCAAUCAAUGAUCAUCAUGAUAAAGUGGCAAUUUUACCACCAAAAUUAACAUCAAUGUCAUUAACUAAUGGCAUUAAUAAUAAUACGAAUUGUAAUAUGACUGGGUUCAAUAAUAAUGCCAAUCAAUUACACGAUAGUCAUCAGAUUAAUGGUAAUACUAAUGAUUAUGAUUAUAAUGACAACGUGAACGAUGAUAAUUAUGAUGUAUUUCAUCGAUCAGCAUCAUUAUCACUACCAUCGACUAUAACGUCUUCGACAGGAGCAACUAUAACAGCACAAGCUAAAACAGUUCAAUCAAAACAGCAUUAUCAAAUGCGAUCAAUAUCUCAAAAUUCUAAGGCUAAUUCAAACUUAUCAACUGUUCAUUAUACUCCAGUGAUUCGUUCGAAUUCAGUGAACAAAAUGACAAUGAAUGAUUAUCAGCCAUCGAAAAGAUAUUUAACCAUUACUCCAUUAUGUUAUCCAAAUCAAUUGAUAUCCAAAUCAGAUAUUAUUAAAUCAACUACAAUGACAAAUCAACAAUCAUAUAGUCGAUUAAAUCAAUAUAAUAAUAAUAAUAAUAAUGAUAAUAAUAGUAGUAGUAAUCGUAGUGGUAGUAGUCAUAGUAACCAUUAUAAACAAAAACAUUCAAAUCGUUCCAGUGUAAAUUCCAGUUCCAAUUCACGAAUGAAAACAUCAAAUUAUUAUUAUUAUUUUACUGCUAAUGGAACAAAUCAAUAUUCAUUAUUACCUAAUUAUAGUAAUUCAUUUGAAAUGUUAUGUGGGAGGCCCUUUGUAAAUUCACAAAGAAUUGUUGAUUUGAAUUAUUCACAACUACAUGAAAAUCGUCAUAUAUCAUCUCAACCAGAAAAUUUACCCUUAGAUCAUGAGUAUGAUUAUCUUCAAGGAAUAAAUGAUAGAUAUGAAUAUUGUAAGAAUAAUUCUAAUAAUUCUAGCCAUUGUUUCUUAUACAAUGAAAAACAUUGUUCAACAUCAAAUAUUCAAGAGAAUUUAUUAAAUGGUAGAACUGACAUUAAUAUGCAUAAAACUAGUUCAAAUGAGUAUAAGAAUGGAAUUUCAAAAGUUUCAUCAUCUAUUAUUGAAUUACCACCAAAUGUUGUACAGUCAACAAAUAAUAUCUCUAAUAAUAUUAAAGAAUCUAUAAUUGAACCUAUUUCAUAUAAAUCAGUCAAUGAAAUGACACGUAAUCACAGUCAUAAUAGUCAUAGAAAUAAUAAAGAAACCAUAAUCAAUGAUACAAAUCCAAUAAAACAAUCAAUUGAUGAAACCUCUUUAACAAAUCAAUAUUUUCCUAAUCUUCAACAAAAUAGAAGAAAUAAUAAUAAUCAAUCUAAUUAUGAAUCAUUAUCUUUAUUGAAUAUUAAUCAAAAUUAA
Schistosoma mattheei is the source of this 2724-nucleotide messenger RNA. NCBI's taxonomy places the organism in Eukaryota, Metazoa, Platyhelminthes, Trematoda, Strigeidida, Schistosomatidae. The record is from the annotation of a GenBank genome assembly.